CGAUGUGCGCAUGCUCAGUAGGACAAAUCGAUGGGUAGGAUAAAUCGACAGAACACCGGCUUCUCUUCGAUCUGCUCCGAACAUGUCUGCAAUCGGUCAGGACAGGUAUAAGUAUGAGGACUACGAAGCAACAGCAGAGUGGCUACUAGCUCGCAUCCAAAUCCAGCCAAAAGUGGCCAUCAUUUGUGGUUCAGGCCUUGGAGGUUUGGCUGACUUGUUAAUCAACAAGACUAGUUUUGCCUAUAAGGACAUUCCUAAUUUUCCUCACAGUACAGUACAAGGGCAUGCAGGUCAGCUGGUGUUUGGGGAGCUUAAAGGAAAGCCAUGCGUCUGCAUGCAAGGCCGCUUUCAUUUCUACGAGGGUCAUGACAUUGCUACAGUCACAUAUCCAGUGCGUGUGUUCCACCUCCUUGGAGUGGAAACCCUAAUUGUCACAAAUGCUGCUGGUGGGCUGAACUCCAAAUUUAAGGUGGGAGACAUUAUGAUGAUCAUUGACCACAUCAACUUUCCUGGAUUUGCAGGCCAGAAUCCUCUGUGUGGUCAAAAUGAAGAGAGGUUUGGUGUACGGUUUCCUUGUAUGUCAGAUGCCUAUGAUAAAGACUUGGCAGAGCUAAUGAGACAGGUAGCCAAGGAGCAGGACUGUGCCAGCUUCCUCCGGCAAGGAGUCUACUGCAUGCUACCAGGGCCAACCUAUGAGACUGUAGCAGAGAGUAAAAUACUACAGCUGCUGGGUGCUGAUGCUGUGGGGAUGAGCACAGUACCUGAAGUGGUGGUGGCCCGCCAUUGUGGACUACGUGUGUUUGGCCUCUCCCUUAUCACUAACAAAGUGGUGAUGGACUACAACAGUAAAGAAUGCGCCAACCAUCAGGAGGUUCUAGAGACCUCAGACAUGCGCACCGUAGACCUUCAGCGCCUGGUCAGUCGUCUAGUGGAGAAGAUGUAGAACCUAAACAAUUGAAGCUCUUUCAGCAAUAAACAGAUGUAAGAGAAGGAGAAUUCUAUCAAAUGUGAAGCUAGAUGCUUCUGAGAGAUAAUUGAUCUAAUAACAAAUUGAUAAAGUAUAUUGUAUUAA
Messenger RNA from Trichomycterus rosablanca, 1072 nucleotides. RefSeq names its product purine nucleoside phosphorylase 6 (gene pnp6). Gene Ontology annotation, biological process: nucleoside metabolic process. Gene Ontology annotation, molecular function: purine-nucleoside phosphorylase activity. The record is from RefSeq and is a predicted model, not a curated record. The transcript is spliced from 6 exons. Gene Ontology annotation, cellular component: cytoplasm. Lineage: Eukaryota; Metazoa; Chordata; Actinopteri; Siluriformes; Trichomycteridae. The coding region runs from base 83 to 943 and encodes 286 amino acids.